Cyphellophora europaea CBS 101466 is the source of this 720-nucleotide messenger RNA. RefSeq lists its product as uncharacterized. Gene Ontology annotation, molecular function: RNA binding. The coding region runs from base 1 to 720 and encodes 239 amino acids. Gene Ontology annotation, biological process: mRNA splicing, via spliceosome. The transcript is spliced from 3 exons. Gene Ontology annotation, cellular component: nucleoplasm; cytoplasm; ASAP complex. NCBI's taxonomy places the organism in Eukaryota, Fungi, Ascomycota, Eurotiomycetes, Chaetothyriales, Cyphellophoraceae. The record is from RefSeq and is a predicted model, not a curated record.
AUGUCGAGAAGCCGGAGUCCAAGCCGAGGCGACAGGCGCUCCUAUCGCGAACGCAGCUACACCAGAAGUCCGAGCCGUGGUCGUCAUGUACAGAGCUCGAAGAUCGUGGUUGAGAAGCUCACCAGGAACGUCACCGAGGCGCAUCUUCGAGAGAUUUUUGGGUCCUAUGGACGCAUAGAAUCAAUCGACUUGCCUCUGAACAAACAAUUCAUGACAAACCGUGGUACCGCGUACAUCUUCUUGAUGGUGCAGCCAUUGCUGUCAGCAUUGUGCUGCCCCGACGAGCCUUCUCGAGAUCGCCUCCACCGGCUAGAGGGGGCCGCGGCCCUGCGCCAAUGCGAAACGGCCCACCAAGAGGUCCUCCUCCUGGUCGUUACAGAAGUCCUCCGCCUCGGAGAGGAGGCUAUGGCGGCAACCGACGCGAACAAGACGACUACUAUGCACCACGCUCACGGUAUUCAAGAUCGCCCAGCCCGCCUCGAAGACGAAGACAGUCGUACUCCUAUUCCCGCUCGCCCUCGAGAUCCCCAUCUAGACGACGAGGACCGCCGGCCAGAAGCUCGCCUCGACGACGGCGGCGGUCACCAAGUUAUAGCAGCUACAGCAGCCGCAGUCGUAGCCGCAGUCGAAGCCGGAGUGGGUCUCCGCCCAGGUCGCGUCAUGGUGGGAGGAGAUGACUACAGCCAUUCGAUACGGCUUAUCCGGAGAUCUUGGUGGUGA